CCAUACCCCUUUAAACUCUGCAGCCCCACCUCUCUUCCCCCAGGUUCUCUCAGGCACAGGCCAGGCUGCUCAUUAACAACCCUGCAGCCACCUGCUGCCUGGCUAUUUCUCUGCCCUGGUGGCCAGCUGGGCCCAGGUUCCCUGGGACCCUUUUGCAGGGCGUACAGCCUGGCUCAGCUCCUCUCCCACUAUGGCCUCUCUGCAGCUCCAGCAGUUCUGCUGCCAAAGUCUUGCUACCCGCCUGGUGUGGCACUUCCACCCGCAGGUGUGGAAUGGGCUGUGCCUGGGCAGUGCUGUACUAGGCCUGCUCGGGCUGCUCUUGCAGGCUCUAGCCAGGCACCGCUGGGGCUGUGGCAAGAUGGCUGGCAGAGGCUCAGAGAGCAGGCUCCAUGCUGCCAGGGGGAUAGUAGCUGCCAUUACUGCCAGCAGCUGUCUGGGCACUGCAGGUGAGAGCAGGUGACUUCCCAGCUGCAUAGAGCCCUGCUGCUGGGCUUGCUCUCACAGGGCUGCCCUGCGUUCCUUUUUCCACCAGGGAUCCUGAGCCGCUCCGUGCUGUGGCUAGCAGGCCCCCCUGGCUCUGCCAGCGAGCCUCCAGUGAAUGGGACAGCAGGCUUUGCUGGGCCACUCUGCACUCUGGCUGUGGUAUGUAGCAUAAGCCCUGGGUGCUGUGUCUGGGGGGCAGUAUGUCCGGGGAGCAGUAUCUGCUGGGGGGCUGUGUGCUGUGUCAGGGGGCUGGGGAGCUGUGUCUAGGGAGCAGUGUGUGGGGAGUAGUUUCUGCUGGGGGGCUGUGUUGGGGGGCUGUGUGCUGUGUCAGGGGGCUGGGGAGCUGUGUCUAGGGAGCAGUGUGUGGGGAGUAGUUUCUGCUGCGGGGGCUGUGUUGGGGGGCUGGGGAGCUGUGUCUAGGGAGCAGCGUGUGGGGAGUAGUUUCUGCUGGGGAAGGUGCUGUGUCUGGGGAGGCUGGGAGAGGUGCUGUGGCUGGGGGGGGGGCUGGGUGGAGGGAGGUACUGGAGCUGAGGGGGCUGGGGGCAGUAUCUGGGGGCUGGGAGAGCCAUGGCUGGGGCUGGGGCUGGGGCUGGGGCUGGGUACUUGGAGAGCACUGGAGGGGGCCUUGGCAAAGGGGAGCAGGGCUGGAAUAGUGGGUGGAUGGCAGAGCUGUGUGGGGCACAGGGAGGGCUCUGGCUCCCUUGCAAGUGGGGGGCCUGCUGGCUUGGGGGUAGCGGGGCAGGGCAGAGCCCUUUCACAUCUCCUAUCGCCCCUCAGAUGUGGGUGCAGUACUUCUACACGGCUCACUUCUGGGCCUUGUUCUGCUACGCGUUGGAGGCUGGUCAGCUGCUGCGGAGCCCUGCAGGCUGCAGGUCCCUGACUCCCUACUACCUGUUGUGCUGGGGCCUGUCCAGCACCCAGUGCCUGUGGGGCAUCCAGCAGCUCCUGUCCCCUGCCAGUGCCAGGUGUGACUCGCAGCGCCCACUGGUACAGGCCCUGGCUGUGGCUCACUACACUGCUGCCUACGUGCCGCUCUCGCUGGUCCUGCUGCUGAACCCGCUGCUUCUCUCCAGGGCCCUCUGCGCAGGUGAGCCAGCCCCAUGCCCUGCCCCGGGGCCCUCCUGGGAACACUGGCAGCGGUGCAGGGAGAGUGGCUUGGGCUCGGGCCGAGCAGGGGGCUAACGGCAUCUCUCCUGCAGCCGCAGCCCUGCUGAGGGGCCAGACGGGCAGGUACACAGCCAGCGAGCGGCUCCAGGAGCAGCAGCUUCGGAGGAGAUUCACCAGCAUCACUGUUACCUUCACUGCCUGGUAAUGCUCCCCCCUCCUCCCCGCCAGCCAGCGCUCUGACCCACUGCCUGGUAAUGCCCCACUUCUUCCCCCCCCACCAGCACUCUGCCUCCCUCCCCUGCCAGCGCUCUGCCCCAGUGCCUGG
Messenger RNA from Gopherus evgoodei (Goodes thornscrub tortoise), 1915 nucleotides. Its product is annotated as G-protein coupled receptor 143-like. Gene Ontology annotation, molecular function: L-DOPA binding; dopamine binding; L-DOPA receptor activity. The transcript is spliced from 3 exons. Gene Ontology annotation, cellular component: melanosome membrane; plasma membrane. The record is from RefSeq and is a predicted model, not a curated record. Gene Ontology annotation, biological process: G protein-coupled receptor signaling pathway; melanosome organization; regulation of calcium-mediated signaling. Bases 1051 to 1665 code for a protein of 204 amino acids. NCBI's taxonomy places the organism in Eukaryota, Metazoa, Chordata, Testudines, Testudinidae.